CAGAGUUUUACAGAGUUUUCCAGACAUCAUCCAGAUUAAUCCAGACUUGUUCAGACUGAUCCGGAUUCUGGAAAAUGAUCCCCAGGUUUUUUGGGACCUUUUUCAGAAUUUUUCCAACCCUUUCCAGAAAUUUCCAAGUCUUUUCCAGACGUUUCCAGACUUUUCCAGACUUAUCCAGACUUUCCAGAGUUUUCCAGACUUUAUCCAGAUUAAUCCAGACUUUUUCCAGACUUGUUCAGACUGAUCCGGAUUCUGGAAAAUGAUCCCCAGGUCUUUUGGGACCUUUGGCAGAAUUUUUCCGACCCUUUCCAGAAAUUUCCAGGCUCUUUCCAGACGUUUCCAGAGAUUUCCAGACUU
Ceutorhynchus assimilis (cabbage seed weevil) is the source of this 357-nucleotide messenger RNA. The record is from the annotation of a GenBank genome assembly. Lineage: Eukaryota; Metazoa; Arthropoda; Insecta; Coleoptera; Curculionidae.